Fusarium venenatum is the source of this 3045-nucleotide messenger RNA. RefSeq lists its product as uncharacterized. NCBI's taxonomy places the organism in Eukaryota, Fungi, Ascomycota, Sordariomycetes, Hypocreales, Nectriaceae. Gene Ontology annotation, molecular function: GTP binding. The record is from RefSeq and is a predicted model, not a curated record.
AUGUCAGAAAAACAGCCUAUCAGGCGAUGUGUUGUUCUGGUGGAUGGAUGUGAAUCGCGCGAGACAAAGAACGACACAAAUUCUUCCACCAUUGCAAGGAUCAAAGAGCUAACCUACGAUGGACUGAUCGAGUCAAAAGGAUAUACCAUCGCUCAAGCACGAAAGUUCUAUGUUGCUCCAAAUAAUGCCACAAAGUUGAGUGAUCGUUUCAGAUCGAGGCCAACAAGCGACGAGUCAGAUGCUCUAAUUAAGAACAUUGUGAGGGACAUCUGCCUCACACUAGAACGACCUCAAGAUGAACUCUGGCUCUACGGUUCAGGUCAUGGAGCCUUCAUCGCUCGAGCUGUUGCCGGUAUCGUGCAUCGACUGGGCUUGCCAAAGCCUGAAGACUUUGACGACCUCUUUGAGGCGAGUAUUGCUCUUCUUAAAGCCCAGGCCAAUGACGACUUCAAAAAAGGCCCUGAACUCCUUCAAAAGAUCAAGAGCGGAGCUGCCGCACCUCCACGGAUACCAUUCGUUAGUUUGUUUGAUACCACAAGCUACAGCUCAAAAACAGCAUACGACAUCUCGUUCAAUUCAUCAAUCGAAGUUGUUCGUCACGCACUAGCAAUCAACGAGAACCACUCCAACAAAACACCAGAAAUCUUUCAAAUUCCAGAAGAUGCGGAUAUGACACAUCGAUCGCUCAUCCAGGCCUGGUUCUUUGGUACCCAUCAAGACAUGGUGGGCGGCACAGCUCACGAUGGGUUGUCUCUGUACCCGUUGCAGUGGAUGGUUCUGGAGAGCAUCUACUUAGGACUCAGGCUCAACAGUACGGGGGAUUCUAAGACCAGCCAGAAUCAUAACCCUAUGUUAUUGGUGUUCCCCCAGUAUGCUGGAAGUUUGCCGUCGCUGGACGGCUCAGAAGAUAUUGAGUGGCGUCUUCAGUACACAAACGGACUUCGAACCUGCAUGUUUGACCUUCAGGCUGCUCAUGGAAAGAAGUCGGCUACGGGAGUUGAGAUGCACUCUAUCAAACUGGACACAGACUGUUACAAACGCCCUGCGAACCGAAAGGUAUUUGGGUCUGAUGGUACUUUGAAAGGAUGGUGUGAUGUUGGACCAUACGGAAACAUGCUUCACCCCUCAUUAUUCUGCAUUCUCGAUAGAUAUCCACGACAUAACGACCUUAACAACUUCAAGGUUCUCAAGAAGCCGAUUUCUGAUUUCCAAGACGCACACCUCGUUGCAGAAGAAGAAGGACCAGCUCCAUGGCUCAAAGACAUGCAACUCGAAGCAAGUGGAGUCAAAGCCUUUCGGAUUCUGGUCUGUGGAAAAACAGGUGUUGGGAAGUCGACUUUGAUCAACAAGGUCUUUGGUGUCGAGAUGACCGACGAGUCACAGUCAUAUGAACAAGGAGUUCACGAUAUUAACGUUGCUUUUGAGUCUCCGAAGCAUCCGGGGCUUUUGAUCCAUGAUUCUAGAGGUUGGCAGGCAGGUAGCGAUACAGAGUUGGACUUGAUUGCAAAGUUUCUCAGACACAGGGCAUACCAAGAAGAUCCAGCAGAAGCUCUUCACGUUAUUUGGUUCUGUGUUGAUUCAGAUGUCGCUCGUAUUGAAGAAGCCGACAAGCGAACAUUCGCCACUAUCGCUCAAUACUCGCAUCAAGUCCCCGUUUUCGUCGUCGGGACAAAAAAGGAUAAACUCACAGCUCAGCGCUACAGGGAUCAUCUAGACCAACUCAUGGAGAAGAUGGAUGACUACAAAGAAGCGAAAAAGAUUGCUGAGGCAAAAGCCAACGAGAAAGCUGAGGAGCAAUUCGCCGAGUUGAGAAACCAACUCUCUCAGAUCGACCACUACAAGGCCGAUGGCUUUUGCUGUCUGUCUAAGAAUGACGACGCCGGAGUUAAAGACCUCCUCUCCCAAACCCUCGACCUCAUCGUCGACGAACGUGUACGUCUCUUCUGUGUUGCCGCUCAAGUCGUUGAUGUUGAACAGAAGAUCAACUCAGCGAUAACAGAGUGUAUGAGACUAGGUACACAUGCUAUUCGCACCGCUGCCGUUCCCCUUCCAUGUUCAGGCAUUAUCGGAACACCAACUGUGUCACGACUGAUCUGCGAACAUGUGCUUCAGUGUUUUGGCUUCCCAAAGACUGCCCCCGCUGAAAUUGAGAAAAUCAUGACAGAUAUAGUUAUGAGCAAUUUUAAAGACUUCAUGAAGGUCUCGCUAUCUCAAUUCGCGGCGAUGAGUGCUGUUGCAGUGGGUGCUGCGAUCCCAACAAUGGGUAUCGGUCUUAUUGUCGGCGCGGCCAAUUCUCUCUUUUCUCUUCCUCCAACUGCGAGGAUGCUGCUUAAGUGUUCGUGCGACAUGAUUCUGAUUCUCGAGCGGUCUUUUCGAUACGGCGGAAAGUACGUUUCUACCAAACAAAUAGAAGAUGCGGCCAAAUAUUACGCUAAAGAGAUGAUCACGACAUUUAAUGGCAAAGAGAAACGUCUACAACAGCAGGUCCACGAUGAGAUUGAUCACCUCAUCCCACUAAAGAAGGUCAAUGUGGGAUUCAAGUUUAACAAGCUGAGAUCAUCAGUGGAAGAGGUCGUGUACCGCAACAGAUUCGGUAAUCCUCCUGACUAUUCGUCAAUAAGGAGCCCCUCUGUCGUUGGUUCGGACAUUGAUUCUAAUAGGCCUGUCGAACUGGACGCUGGGCCUGUCAUCUCUGAAUUACCAUCUGGUGAAGAAGUCAACUUAUCAAGUCUGUCAAAGUCUGAAGAGAAGCCACCGAUGGAACUUGACUCGACCGAGAUUCACUCAAAAGACAACCCUCGACCAACAAGUACAAAUUUAUCUGGGCCUGCAGCGACAGGCCCAUCACUAGCCAAUAGGCUUGUUGAGCUUCAUGUGCAACCGCCUGAGCUAGAAGGUAACGUCCCGAGCGAUGUCGAUUCGACUAGAGGUCUACUAGAAGUUCCGCAAAUGGCAGAAAGGAGUAAAUCAGACUCGUCUAGUUCUCGGUGGACAAGUAAGCUGUCGUGGAAGCUGAGCCGGAAAUCGAAGACUUUGAAGCAAUGA